GUUGCCCUCACCCAGGAAUGGUACGACUUCCUGAUUUACACCUUCCUGGGCGGCGUGAUUACCAAGCUGUUCUUCCCCAAGAAUAAUAUGUAUGCACAGAUGAUUGCUUUUUACGGCGUCUUCGCGGCGGGCUUCGCCACUCGGCCGCUGGGCGCCCUAGUGUUCGGCAUCAUCAGUGAUCGCUACAGCCGCAAGACGGCCCUCAUGUUGAGUAUCAUUAUCAUGUCCAUUCCCACCGCGCUGGUGGGCUGCCUGCCCACAUACCACCAGGCGGGCCUGGCCGCUCCGGUGCUGCUGGUGGUUAUGCGGGUGCUGCAGGGCUUCGCAGUGGGUGGGGAGUUUACGUCCACUAUGGUGUUUCUCGUGGAGCACGCACCACCUCACAGCCGGGGGCUACACGGCAGCUGGGCCUUUGCAAGCGUCAUGGUGGGUGUCAUCGUGGGUAGCUUGGUGGCGAUGGUGUUUAACUUGGCCCUGAGUGAGCAGGCGCUCAUGUCCUGGGGCUGGAGGGUGCCCUUCCUGCUCAGUAUCAUAGGCAGCGGCGUGGGCGUGUACAUACGCAGGCACCUGCGCGACCCUGUUUCUGAGGAGAAAGAGGAGCUGCAUCACCACGGGGGCAGCUCCCGGCGGGGGCCCCUUCGACGAGUGGCCAGCGGCAUCUUGGAAGUGGUGUUGCUGGAUUUCAUGAACGCGCUGGGCUUUUACCUCAUCGUCAUCUUCUUACCGCUGUAUAUGCAGAACUUUGCGCACCUUUCACGCGGCGCGGCGCUGUCCGUCCAUACCGCCAACAUGGUCCUAUAUUUGGGCCUCAUUCCCCUGGGCGGCUGGCUGUCGGACAAGUACGGCCGCAUGCGGGUCAUCUUAGUGCCGGCGCUGCUCAUGGCGCCGGCGGCCUACCCGCUGUGGUGCCUGUUCAAGACGGGCAAUGUGGGAGCGGCGUGGUUUGCUCAGGCGGUGCUGGUAGUCCUCAUGGCCACCUUUACAGGGGCACUGCCCGCCACCUUCGUGGCGCUGUUCCCCGCGGAGUACAGGUGCACGGGCCUGUCCAUCGGUCACAACAUCAGCAUGGCGGCCUUUGGCGGCACCGCCCCCAUGAUGGCCACAGGGCUGCUUCAGGGCACUAGGGACAUAGCCUCGCCCUCGGCGCUACUCACCAUCUCCGCUGCGCUCACGGCAGGAGGGGCCCUUUUGUUGCGGAGAUGGAGAAUCUGGUAG
Messenger RNA from Volvox carteri f. nagariensis, 1215 nucleotides. RefSeq lists its product as uncharacterized. Gene Ontology annotation, cellular component: membrane. The record is from RefSeq and is a predicted model, not a curated record. The annotation marks the transcript as partial. Gene Ontology annotation, molecular function: transmembrane transporter activity. NCBI's taxonomy places the organism in Eukaryota, Viridiplantae, Chlorophyta, Chlorophyceae, Chlamydomonadales, Volvocaceae. The transcript has 7 exons. Gene Ontology annotation, biological process: transmembrane transport.